AUGUAUGUAUAUGCCACUACAUACAAAAGCCAAAGUAGUAUGUGUAGUUGUAAUUAAUGCAAAGAAAGGCACAGUCUUCUCCACAUCUACGUACAGCCACCACCCAACCUAUUUCUCUCUCUCUCUCUCUCUCUCUCUCUCUCUCUCUCUCUCUCUUCUCUCUUUCUCUCUCUAUCUCUCACACUCAAAACCCUAGCUUAACUACCUCUGCAAAAUUCAGAUUAAUUAGCUAAAAAGGAUCAACAAUGGUUUCGGAGGAAUCGUCCCGACGAAAAUAGGCCAGACGACGACUCACAAAAUGGACGAACUGAAUCCGGAUGAAGAAGAAGGAGCGAACAAACGCCGGGCCCCAAACGACGCCGUCGAUCUGUACGGCGGCGUUGGUAGGUUCCACGGCUGGCCGUCGUCGCGAAUCGUUAGGGUUUCGAGAGCUUCCGGCGGAAAGGAUCGGCACAGCAAAGUUCUCACAUCGAAGGGGCUGAGAGACCGGCGGGUACGCCUCUCGGUGAACACCGCCAUCCAAUUUUACGAUUUACAGGAUCGAUUAGGGUUGGACCAGCCGAGCAAGGCGGUGGAGUGGCUGCUGAAGGCGGCGGCCGCCUCUAUCACCGAUCUGCCGCCGAUGAGUAAUCCAUUUCCUGAAAGCCCUAAGCAGCAGCUGAGCGAUGAGAAGAUAAAAUUAUCCAGCGCCGCCGGCAGUGAUCUGCUCGCAUUCGACUCCGGCGAAGUGGAUAUGGAUGGUGGUGAAAUCAGCUACCUCCGGCAGCAGAUGCCGACGAAAUCCUCCGCCUGUAGUAACAAUUCUGAAACUAGCAAGGGUUCUGGACUUUCUCUCUCUAGAUCUGAAAACUGGAUAAAAGCAGAUAAUAAGAAGGAAAAAGAGGGAGAAUCAUCUCACGUUGCCUCUUUCACCGAACUUUUGAGUGGAGGAAUCAACAGUUUCAACAACGCCCACAACGGCGGCUCGUUUCGUCAAAACCCUAAUAGAAGAGGCGGCGGUGGUGGUGGUGAUGCAAUUCAGUCAUCGGAUUACUUCAAAACCGGACUUUUAGGGCAACUGCAGUUUGCAAAUUCGCCCAAAUCAGUAGCGGCGGGGAGCAACCACCACCACCACCACCACAACCACAACGCGGAGUUCCAGAACUUCGCCUUCCCUGCCGCCGGAGGGAACGGUGGCAGUAGCGAAUACAAUCUGAACUUCACAAUCUCUUCAGCUAAUAAUUCGCCAGGCUUCACCGCCUUCAAUAGGGGGACCCUUCAGUCCAAUUCUCCGCCGCCGUCUCUGUUGUCUCAUGACAUCCAGAGGUUUAAUAAUCCUCCAGCAGACGACGGAUCUACUCCAAACUUCUUCAUCAGCGGCGGCGGCGCCGCCGCGCCGGUGCAGAACCACAACCAUUUCCUCUCCGGAUUCGACGCCGGCUUGCAUCUCUACUACGGCGACGCUCAUUCUAACAAGGGGAAACUAGAAAAGAAGUGAGUGUCAAAAACAUUUCUCCUUUAAUUCCUGGUAAUUUCAGUUUUCUGGUGUGUGUUGUGUGUAUUUAUUUUGAAUUUUUGAUUUCGUUUUUUAUUAGAAUAAUUAUUAU
Messenger RNA from Erythranthe guttata (spotted monkey flower), 1586 nucleotides. RefSeq names its product transcription factor TCP2. Gene Ontology annotation, biological process: regulation of secondary shoot formation. Gene Ontology annotation, molecular function: sequence-specific DNA binding; DNA-binding transcription factor activity. The record is from RefSeq and is a predicted model, not a curated record. Gene Ontology annotation, cellular component: nucleus. NCBI's taxonomy places the organism in Eukaryota, Viridiplantae, Streptophyta, Magnoliopsida, Lamiales, Phrymaceae.